Psilocybe cubensis is the source of this 639-nucleotide messenger RNA. RefSeq lists its product as uncharacterized. Bases 1 to 639 code for a protein of 212 amino acids. Lineage: Eukaryota; Fungi; Basidiomycota; Agaricomycetes; Agaricales; Agrocybaceae. The record is from RefSeq and is a predicted model, not a curated record. The transcript has 7 exons.
AUGUUUGGGAGCCCAAAAACACUCACAUUCCACUACGAUCAAUUGGGCAUAGAUGCCGAUAUAUUGAUCAUGUUUGAACCGACCCAUGAGCAAGCCUUGUACAAGUCUUUAUUUCCAGUGACCUGGAAGGCUCUCUCUUUUCCAGGGACUAGAUCAGGCAGAGCCACUGUCCAAUACACUGGAGAUACUGCCUUGCUAGUUCCGCAGACAGACAGAGAGGGCAUGAUUGUUUCUACAAACGCACAACACUGCCACAUCGGCCAAAAAUGCGUCAUGGAGACCGAUAGUCAUGGCAAAAAUUUCCUCACCUCUGCAGAAAGUGGAAUACCCGGGAAUAUUCAAUGCCAGGUCAAUACCAGCAACGCAUCAGAUGUCGGAUUUGGUGUCUUUAACGGGAAUAAAGAUGAUGUUGAGGCGAUCAUAAAGUGGGAUAAAGUCAGCGUUGGAAACACCAUCUCUGUUCCUUUGAACUUCAACUUGAAGAUCUAUACCAACUUCGGAUAUCAACAAGGACAAGUCAUUCAAGAUGUGAUGGGACUGCCUCUCGUGUUCUCCAAGGACAUCAACGCUCUGACAGAAUCAUCCGACUGGGCUGUAUCCAUCGACCUGUCUAACAGCGUCCACAUUACCCCUAUUUAG